This is a messenger RNA of Myotis davidii, 697 nucleotides long. RefSeq names its product dual specificity phosphatase 23 (gene DUSP23). Lineage: Eukaryota; Metazoa; Chordata; Mammalia; Chiroptera; Vespertilionidae. Gene Ontology annotation, molecular function: protein tyrosine/serine/threonine phosphatase activity. The transcript is spliced from 2 exons. Gene Ontology annotation, biological process: protein dephosphorylation; cilium assembly. The annotation marks the transcript as partial. The record is from RefSeq and is a predicted model, not a curated record.
CCCGCGGUCCUGGGCCCUCCCUCAGUCGUGGGCGUGCAGCCCCCCAACUUCUCGUGGGUGAUUCCGGGCCGGCUGGCGGGGCUGGCGCUGCCCCGGCUCCCCGCCCACUACCAGUUCCUGCUGGACCAGGGCGUGCGGCACCUGGUGUCCCUGACGGAGCGCGGGCCCCCGCACGGGGACAGCUGCCCCGGCCUCACGCUGCACCGGCUGCGCAUCCCGGACUUCUACCCGCCCGCCCCGGAGCAGGUCGACCGCUUCGUGCAGAUCGUGGACGAGGCGAACGACCAGGGAGAGGCUGUGGGAGUGCACUGUGCCCUGGGCUUUGGCCGCACGGGCACCAUGCUGGCCUGUUACCUGGUGAAGGAGCAGGGCCUGGCUGCUGGAGACGCCAUCGCUGAAAUCCGGCGGCUUCGACCCGGCUCAAUCGAGACAUACGAGCAGGAGAAGGCGGUCUUCCAGUUCUACCAGCGAACUAAAUAGGGGCCCCAGCGCCCUUCUUCCAGGCCCGCUGCCUGACCAGGGCGUCAGAGGGGCCAGAGCUGUGGGAGUGGACUGAAGCCUCCAGCUCCCAGCCUGCUCACCAGACGGACGUCGCCCUUCCUGCUGGCAGGUUCUGAUUGGAGGGAUGUCUGGAGCUGCACUGAUGGGGGGGGGGUCCCUCUUCUGCCUCCUUGAAUAAAUAACUUAUAAGAACCAG